GCCGGCCGGCGCCUCGCCUCUGCGCGCGGAGAUGGUGUAGCCCGGUCGCCCGAGCCGGAGCCGCCUCUGCUCGCGCGUCCCCGCGGCGUCCGCCUCCCCGCCUGAAGAGAGACCCUCCGCUCGGCGUCUCCCGCGCCGGGGAAGCCUCGGCGCCGCCGGCACCAUGAGUGAACAGAGUAUCUGUCAGGCAAGAGCUGCUGUGAUGGUUUAUGAUGAUGCCAAUAAGAAGUGGGUGCCAGCUGGUGGCUCAACUGGGUUCAGCAGAGUACAUAUAUAUCACCAUACAGGCAACAACACAUUCAGAGUGGUGGGCAGAAAGAUUCAAGAUCAUCAGGUCGUGAUAAAUUGUGCCAUUCCUAAAGGGCUGAAGUACAAUCAAGCUACACAGACUUUCCACCAAUGGCGGGAUGCUAGACAGGUGUAUGGUCUCAACUUUGGCAGCAAAGAGGAUGCCAAUGUCUUCGCAAGUGCCAUGAUGCAUGCCUUAGAAGUGUUAAAUUCACAGGAAGCAGCCCAGAGCAAGGUUACUGCUACCCAGGACAGCACUAAUUUGCGAUGUAUUUUCUGUGUGUUCUAUUUAGGGCCAACAUUGCCUAGACAAAAUACACAGCUACCUGCUCAAGUUCAAAAUGGCCCAUCCCAAGAAGAGUUGGAAAUCCAGAGAAGGCAGCUGCAAGAACAGCAGCGACAGAAGGAUCUGGAGAGGGAGAGGCUGGAGAGAGAAAGAAUGGAGAGAGAAAGGCUGGAGAGAGAGCGACUAGAAAGAGAGAGGCUAGAGAGGGAGCGCCUGGAACAAGAGCAGCUGGAGCGGCAGAGACAGGAAAGGGAGCACAUGGAGCGCCUGGAGAGGGAGCGGCUGGAGCGCCUGGAGAGGGAGCGGCAGGACCGAGAGCGCCUGGAGCAGCUGGAGCGCGAGCAAGUGGAGUGGGAACGAGAGCGAGAGCGCAGAGUGUCCAAUGCUGCUCCAUCUUCAGACAGCUCCCUGUAUAAUGCUCCACUUCCUGAGUAUUCCAGUUGCCAGCCUCCUUCAGCACCUCCUCCAUCAUAUGCUAAAGUCAUCUCAGCUCCAGUGUCAGAUGCCACUCCUGAUUACGCUGUAGUGACUGCUUUGCCACCUACUUCCACACCCCCUACACCACCACUGCGACACUCAGCGACACGUUUUGCAACAUCUCUAGGUUCAGCCUUCCACCCUGUUCUUCCCCAUUAUGCUACAGUUCCUCGUCCUCUGAACAAAAACUCUCGACCUUCUUCUCCUGUGAACACACCCUCUUCUCAGCCUCCAGCUGCGAAGUCCUGUGCCUGGUCUACUUCCAAUUUCUCGCCCCUCCCUCCAUCUCCUCCGAUAAUGAUUAGCAGUCCUCCUGGCAAAGCUACUGGCCCAAGGCCUGUCCUCCCCGUUUGUGUCUCCUCUCCUGUGCCCCAAAUGCCUCCGUCACCGACAGCACCCAAUGGGCUGCUGGACUCUGUAACAUACCCAGUGUCUCCACCGCCUACCUCAGGGCCAGCAGCGCCGCCUCCUCCGCCACCGCCGCCUCCACCACCACCGCCACCACCGCCGCUGCCUCCCCUCGCCUCACUCUCACACUGUGGAUCACAGGCUUCUCCUCCUCCAGGCACCCCUCUUGCCUCAACUCCCUCAUCCAAGCCCAGUGUUCUCCCUUCUCCCUCUGCAGCUGCCCCUGCCUCUGUGGAGACCCCUCUAAAUCCUGAGCUGGGAGACUCCUCUGCUUCCGAGCCAGGCUUGCAGGCAGCCUCUCAGCCGGCCGAGACGCCAACCCCACAGGGCCUUGUCUUGGGACCACCUGCACCUCCACCACCUCCACCCCUCCCACCAGGCCCUAACCACACCUCAGCACUCCCUCCUCCCCCUGGACCUCCUCCACCACCUCCACUUCCAUCCACUGGGCCUCCUCCACCGCCUCCCCCACCCCCUCUUCCUAACCAAGUUCCUCCCCCUCCUCCCCCACCUCCUGCCCCUCCCCUCCCUGCAUCUGGAUUUUUCUCUGGAUCUAUGUCAGAAGACAAUCGCCCUUUAACUGGACUUGCAGCUGCAAUCGCAGGAGCAAAACUUAGGAAAGUGUCUCGGGUGGAGGAUGGCUCUUUCCCAAGUGGAGGGGGUACUGUAGGUGUGAACUUGGCCUCAUCCAAAGGAGAUGCUGGUCGUGGGAAUGGACCCCUUCCUCUAGGGGGGAGUGGCUUAAUGGAAGAGAUGAGUGCCCUGCUGGCCAGGAGGAGAAGAAUUGCUGAAAAGGGGUCAACAAUAGAAACAGAACAAAAAGAAGACAGAAGUGAAGAUUCAGAACCUAUAACUUCCAAGGCCUCUACAACAAGUACACCUGAACCAGGUAGAAAACCUUGGGAGAGAACAAACACAGUGAAUGGCAGUAAGUCACCUGUCAUCUCCAGACCCAAAUCUACACCUUCGUCACAGCCCAGUGCCAAUGGAGUCCAGACAGAAGGACUCGACUAUGACAGACUGAAGCAGGACAUUUUAGAUGAGAUGAGAAAAGAACUGACAAAACUGAAAGAAGAGCUUAUUGAUGCAAUCAGGCAGGAACUGAGCAAGUCGAACACUGCAUAGAGAAGCAAACUGAGGAGAGACAGGACUGAAUCUGGAGAAAAACAAAACUUCCUACAAACAACUGUUAACACCCCCUACCAUUUUUAAGCUGUGAGAAGAAACUGGAUACACAGUCAGGAGGGAAAAACGCGCCAAACUCUGAAAACCUUCAGAUGCAGCAACUCUGAAUCAGCUGCGCCCUCCCAGCGUGCUGCUCUUGUCCUGACCUUUACUGCAGGAUGAAGAAUUGUGUUUGAGUUCCCAAGCAGUACUAAAUCUGGCAGGCAAGAAGUAUUUUCAUGUCUAGGUGAAACUGCACGUUUUCCACAAUCCAUUGCUAAAAUAAAGAAGAGAAAGGCUUAGGGGGUUUUUAAGAAGGCGCUGAUGAAGCAUUUAAUUUAGCAAGUUCUGCUGUUGCAUUGUAAACGUUUCUCUCAGGUUUGUCUUCCUAUCAUAUUUGAUAUUCCACAAAGAGUUAAGAUCAUAAAGUAUGGAACAUAUGGAAUUGUAUGUGCUUUCAAAGGGUGGUAUUUAUCAGAAAGGUCCUACAAUGUUUAGUCCCACUUGAGGAAUUUUAGAAUGAUAGGAAGUCUUUCGGGUUAGCCUUCAUGCAGUUUUGUAGUUUAAAACAAAAUCCGUCCAGAAUUUAAAGAUUUAGAUGCCUUCCUAAAUUGUUACAAUGCUUUACCAAAUCUAUGACUUAUAUAUAACAAACAGUGGUCAAAUGUAAAACAUUCUAUUAUAGAUUUACUGUAGGUUUUCAACCUUUUUUAGACUUAUGCAUGCGGACAUUUUUAUAAUAUAAUUACAAUCACCACAAAGUUAGCUUUUUUAAUUACAGACAAUAAUGCAUGUCACACUAAUAUGUAGUGGCCUUUUCAAGGCCUAGUCCCAGGGAAAAUAUUUUGUAGAAUAUAGGGAAGUGGGAGGAUGGGGAGGAAUAAUUUUUUAUUUAAAGUUAAUUCUGCACUAUCUUUUUUUCUCAAUAAUCUGCAUGAAUUAUAAUGAGAAACUCCUCGUGACUUUAAUCGAUAAACAUGUUAACAAAACCAAGUACUUAAUCUUUUACGUCAUGUCUUCAGCUGUUUGUAUUUUAACCAGCAAUUUCAAUGGUCUGAAGCAUGAUUCUGAGCUUCACAGGAGUUAUGUCUUGCUGUGGAACUCAAAAGUUUGAUCCCUGAAUUUAGCAGUUGCUGUCACUAGGUCCCUGCAAUGCUGCAGGUGUUUGGGUACAUGCUCCUGACUUUGAAGCUGCUCUUGACCUUUGCUGUGCUAAAAUACAGGAAAUAUCAAUGGUGGCAGCAAUUAGGGUCACAGAAAUCACCAGGUAACGGGAAACCAAUGGGGAAUUCUGCAGUUUUCUUUUAGUAAAACUGAAGUGAGACUUAGGUGGUAGGAAGGGUCUGAUGCUGUUAGGCCCUGAUAGGCCCUGACGAGGGGUGUGUGUGUGUGUGUGUGUGUGUGUGUGUGUGUGUGUGUGUGUGUGAGAGAGAGAGAGAGAGAGAGAGAGAGAGAGAGAGAGAGAGAGAGAGAAUGAAUGUGAUGGGGAUGUGUUCUACCCCUUUAUGAUAUAAUUGGCAAAGUUAAAAUAAGGGAGAAAUCCUAUUUGUUGUAAUGUUAGCUGCUUUUUGGAAAAUCUAGGAAAUCAAAACUUCUCCAGACUCUCCAUCACAAUUUAUGCUUGAGUUAUUAAUGUGCCAUACUUGCUUUGGAAUCUUACUAAAAAAGAAAAUGGAAGAAAUAACCCACUUUCAUUUGCUUUUUAGAUUUCAGACUUCUCAGUUUUAAAACAAACUUGGUGAUCGCGUGGUUUUCUAAACACUGCAGUUCGCACUCAUUACGGAGAAGUCUAAUGAGGAUUUUUUUUUCCUUUUUAAGAGUUUGUUUCUGUAGAAACUUCACUUUUAGAUUAAACUGUGAGGGAUGAGCUAUCAUAGUUCAAAUACACAGCUCUUUUUCUACCCAUUGUUGUCAUGCAGUAAUAGUAAAGGCAUUAAUGAUGCGGCAAGCUUAUAAGUUGUUCUCUACAAGAAAUAGGCAUUUCAUUUUACUGUUGAACUUGGAUUAUGCAGCUACUUUAAUAAUGUAAAUGUGUACAUCCCUUACAGAUCUGAUCAAAAAUCACUCGAUUUGUUGCUGAAGUGAAAUAGUCUAUAGUAGGUAGAGUACUGGAUAUAAGUGGUCCAAAGUGAGACAGAGUACUAAAGGCAAAUGCUAAGUCCUAAAAGAAACUGGUUUAUGCACUAAACGUUUUGUGCCUUGGUCUAAUAUUUAACACAAUGUCUGUGUAAGAUGAUAAAAAAAAAAAGAACCAGUGUUGACUCAUGCUAUAUCCUCCAUAAUAUUGCAUUAUCCCACAUGGCUAAAUGUAUUCCUUCUUAGAAGCUUAAUUGGACUAUUCUAUGCGUUCACUGUCAUACAUGACAGUCUUGUCAUUGUUAGAGAUUUCAGUGAUUAAAAUGGGAAACAGAAGCUUAGGUUAUUUUCCCAAAACCGUUCCUUGGAAGCAUAUGAUGAUGAUGAUGAUGGGUUUUGCUUUUGUGUGUUGAAUGUCCUCAGCUGAGUACAGUUUAGGGACCCUUUCUAACUACAGGAAGGCACUGCUCUCCUCAACACUGUGAUCUGACCUGCGACAACUCCGUACAACACACUUUGUGAAUGGCUAGCAAGUCGAUAGCGAACUAACUGAAUGUACAAACCUUAGUGCUGGUGCUGAAAUCUCUGAAGAAUAGUCGUCAUGAUCUCAAAGUCUGUCUAAAGACUUACAGACCUAAUGUGUCAAUCAGAACUAAAGAUGAAACACUGAUGAAUGUUGAAUCCUCAUGCUGCAGGUGUGUUUCCUGUUUAGGUUUUUCAGUUCUCUGCUGUUUUUACCAUACCUGUUUCAUUUAAAUUUCCUACACGCUAACUUCAUUUGUGCGAUUGAAAUAAAAUUUCAGUAUAUACAUGUUUCUUGUUUGUGACACUUAGAUGACCUUCUGAAGUAAUGUGUUAAUUCUAAACCAAGUGAUACUGGGUGAAAAUUAGCACCUAACGAAGCCCAAGGCUUUACUGUUUACAGUUUAUACAUCAUGCCACUGUUCUUUAAGAUUUCAUCAAAAUCAGGAAUAGUAAAUAACACAAAGGGAAUAUGUAAUGAUCUCUCUGCCUUUUAUUUUGAAGUAAGUGUUGUGUGUCCUUAUAUCUUACAUUUUCUCAGCACACCUUGACACAGUGUCUUUUAUAGUCAAGAUGGUGAAAUAUGUUUUACCUCAUUUUUUUGUUCUAGAACAUGAUCAUAUACUUCAUCUCUUACACAGCACAGUUCAUUUUUGUUCAUAUAAUUUGCAGAUUAAAGGCUAUUGCCAAGAGAUUAACUUUUUAAA
Molecule: messenger RNA, 5928 nt
Organism: Microtus ochrogaster (prairie vole)
Lineage: Eukaryota; Metazoa; Chordata; Mammalia; Rodentia; Cricetidae
Gene: Enah
Product: ENAH, actin regulator
Exons: 16
Coding region: 164-2584 (806 amino acids)
Biological process (GO): actin polymerization or depolymerization; axon guidance; actin polymerization-dependent cell motility
Molecular function (GO): profilin binding; SH3 domain binding
Source: RefSeq, a predicted model, not a curated record